This is a messenger RNA of Prorocentrum cordatum, 2460 nucleotides long. The record is from the annotation of a GenBank genome assembly. NCBI's taxonomy places the organism in Eukaryota, Dinophyceae, Prorocentrales, Prorocentraceae.
AUGCCGCCGAAGGGGCGGCGGACCGCCGAGAAGCCCUCGAAGGAGUGGGGGCACCCCGACGGCAGGCCCCUGUCGGAGGUCGAGGCUGGCUCGGCGUGCGACGGGGUCGUCACCAACGUCGGGCCCUUCGGCAUCUUCGUGGACUUCGGCGCCGUGAAGGACGGUCUCCUGCGCGUGCCCGCCAAGUUCGCCCGCCAGUUCAAGCGGGGCACCGAGGUGAAGGGCAUGGUCGUCGCCUCCUGCGACGCCGACGCGGGGAAGGUCGUGCUGGACCCGCCCCCGGAGAUGGUCCCGUCGGGCGAGGACGCCAGGUCUCUGGAGAGCCUCGAGCUGGGAGAGGUCUUCGAGGGCACGGUGGUCAGCGUCGGGCCCUUUGGCGUUUUCGUGGACAUCGGCGCCGCCAAGGACGCCAGGCUCGCCGUGACCUCGUCGAUCGGACGCCGCUUCCGCGUCGGCGACGCAGUGAAGGACUGCAAGCUGGAGGCGGUGGACGUCGAGAAGAGGCAGCUCAGCGUCGCCAUCCCCGACCCGGAGGGGGCGGUCAAGGACCUGCCACCGAAGGAGCGGCCGGCGAAGGCUAAGGCCAGAGCUGCCCGCAGCGCAUCGCCGGCCGCGGAUCUGCCCAGGCGCGCGCCGAAGACGUGGACCCACGAGGGCCAGAGGCCGCUGGAGGAGGUCAAGGAGGGCGAGGUGUUCGCGGAGGCCACGGUCACCAACGUCAACGUGUUCGGGGUGUUCGUGAACGUGGGCGCCUUCCGCGACGCCAGGCUCAGCGUGCCUCCCGAGAUCGGCCGCCGCUUCCGCUCCGGGGACGUCGUCCGGGACUGCAGGGUGGAGUCCGUCGACCUGGAGAGGCAGCGGAUGAGCGUCAGCGUGCCCGAUCCGGAGGCGGCUGUCAGGGACCUGCCGCCGAAGCAGCGGGCGCCCGCGCGCUCACCGCCGCCCCCGCGCGGCGCGGCCGAGGCGCGCGCGCGCAGCAGCCCGCCCGGGCCUGGCGGCGCCCGCCAGCGCCAGGGCAGCCGGGCCCCAGGCGGGCGGAAGAAGGACCAGGGGCGCGGCGAGGCCACGCCGCUCGAGGAGCUGCAGGUGGGCCAGGUCUUCGAGGGCACGGUGGCCAACGUGGGCCCCUACGGCGUCUUCGUCGACAUCGGCGCGGUGAAGGACGCGAGGCUGAGCGUCUCCAAGAAGGUGGGGAGGCGCUUCCGCACGGGCGACGUGGUCUCCGGCUGCAAGCUGGAGAACUUGGACGUCGAGGCCAAGCGCUUGGACGUCUCCAUCCCGGACCCGGAGGAGGCGGUGCGGGACCUGCCUCCCAAGGAGCGGGCGCCCGUUCCGAGCGCGAAGGCGAAGAGCAAGGCGAAGGCCAAGGCGAAGGACGCCUCCAGGGCGGCCAGCGCGCCUCCUGCACCCGCGCCGCGGAAGGGCACCCAGAUCGCCCUUGAGGACCUCAAGGUGGGCGCACUCGUGGAUGGCAUCGUCACGAACACGAACCAGUUUGGCGUGUUCCUGGACAUUGGGUGCGGCAAGGACGCGAGGCUCGAUGUGCCCAAGAAUGUGGGCGCGAAGUUCCGCCGCGGCGACGAGGUGUGCGGGAUGCAGAUCGGGGCAGUCGACCUCGAGAAAAGGCAGAUCUCAGUGACCGUCGACGACCCCGAGCUGUCAGUACACGAGGCGCCGGCAGAGCCCAAGGUUCGACAGUCCAGGGCGCAACUCAGCCGUGUGAAGCCUGGCUCGGUCAAGCAAGGUCUGGUCACCAAGGUGGACGGCAACAGCAUCCACGUGGACAUCGGCGUCGCCGCCGACUGCAUACUGUCGGUUCCCGCGGCGCUCGUGAAACAGUUCCGCGCCGGCGACGAGGUCGAGGGCAUGGUCGUUGAAGAGGUGGACGCGAAGGCUGGCUCUGUCCGCUUGUCGCUGGAGGAUCCCGAGCUCGACGGGCCGUCCGCUGGUCAGCCGGAGCCGGCCGCCCAGGGGAAGGCCAAGGCGAAGUCCGCGGCCAAGGCGAAGGCCAAGGCGAAGGCGCAGGCGACCGCCCCCGCUGCGCUCGAGGCCGCGGCCACGCCGUCGGGCAGAGUCUGGAGCCACCAGGGCGGCACCCCGCUCGCGCAGCUGCGCGUGGGCUCCGAGGUCUCCGGCAUAGUCGCAAGCCUCGGCACCAACGCCGCCAUCAUGGACAUCCGCGCCGCCAAGGGCGGCAGGCUCCAGCUGGCCCAGAGGGACCUGAAGAAGCUCCAGAUCGGCGACCAGGUGGACGGCAUGAUCAUAGAGGCGGUCGACCUGCGGGCUGAGAAGAUCACGCUCGUGCUCCCGUACGAGCUCGGGGACGCCCCCGCCGAGCCCACGGUGCCGGAGCGGGCGAGGCCGACGGCCGCCUCCCGGGGGCCGCCGGCCGCUGGCGGGCGGGGCGCCGGCGGGAGACGAGCCGGCAGCCGCGCCGGCAAGCCCGGCCAGCGGCCAGCG